Exophiala mesophila is the source of this 3411-nucleotide messenger RNA. RefSeq lists its product as uncharacterized. Lineage: Eukaryota; Fungi; Ascomycota; Eurotiomycetes; Chaetothyriales; Herpotrichiellaceae. Gene Ontology annotation, molecular function: hydrolase activity; glutamine synthetase activity. The coding region runs from base 342 to 3269 and encodes 975 amino acids. The transcript has 2 exons. The record is from RefSeq and is a predicted model, not a curated record.
CACCCACGAGACGGACAACUCCUCCCAUCACAUCCCCUCCCAUAUCCCUCGUCUCUUCUCUUCCCUAUCUAUCUCUGUACUUGCUUCUCUUCUCGCUCUCACCCAUCCAUCUCUCUCGGCUGGUUGCGAGCCCCAAUACAUCCUUAUGCACUGUCGAUCCAUCUCCUCCUCCACCUCACCUUAGCAUCAAGCUGCGCCUGUCAUCUUCGCACUUGAUCCUACCAUCCUCCCACAAAGAACUCCCGCCCACACUACCCCGUCUUGCAGCUCAUCCCUCCUUGUCGCAUGCUCUACGAAGUCGAUCCUCAGAUCUGCCAUUCUCCCCCCGCUCCCUCACAUCAAUGGCCUCGUACCCUGUCCACUAUCCCAAUCUCCAUCAUGUUUCCGACCUCGACAGUGCCACCAUCCAAGACCUCCAACUUAUCAUCCAAACCUUUCCCAUCAUUGAUAACCACGCUCAUAACUUGUUGACCGAAGACAAUGCUUUGGGCGGAUCAGAAUACCCAUUUGAAUCCAUUACCUCGGAAGCCCAGGGCCAUGCCUUGUUGGACCAUGUCCAUACCGCACUACCUCAUAUUCGCGGUGUCAAACAGCUCGCCCAAUUCUAUCAAUGCCCAGAAACUCUACAAGAUGUCAAAUCUGCACGCUACGAGUGGAUCCGCAGAGACUAUACCGCCCUGAUCAAGCGAUCUCUCCAAGGAACACAUGCCAUCCUCAUGGACGAUGGACUGUCCCCUGACAUCAUCCACUCCUACAAAUGGCAUCGUCAGUUUGUCCCCACCGUCUCACGCAUCGUGAGGAUCGAAGCCAUCGCCGCCGACCUGCUUGAGCAUCUCGCGCACGCCGCCGGCUUUAUGAGAGUCGGUCUUGACGCUGACUGGCACAUCAGCCAGACAGAAAGCUUCCUCGUUCGCUUCAACACCGUCUUCCGCAACCAGAUCAGGACCUUGGCCAACGACCCCGAUGUCAGAGGCUUCAAGUCCGUCGUUUGCUAUCGAACCGGCCUCGACGUCUCGCUCGACAGCCGCAACAACUUUCGCCCUCAACAAUCUCUGACCGAGUCUGUCCUUCUCAAGUCCUUCCACGACUUUCUCCAGCGUGCAGUUGGCGAUCACAAAUACCGCAUCGAGCAGAAAGAAGUCAACGAUUAUCUCGUCGUCGCCGUUUGCGAUGUCCUCGAAAAGCUCAUCGACACCGACGGCGAGAACGUCCCCUUUCAAUUCCACACCGGUCUGGGCGAUACCGACAUCAACCUGGUCAAGUCCAACCCUGCUUUGAUGCAGCCCCUCAUCGAGGCUUUCCCCAACGUUGACUUCAUCCUUCUCCACUCUGCCUAUCCCUACACUCGAGAGGCUGGCUACCUAGCAACAUCCUACUCCAACGCCUGGCUUGACAUUGGCGAAGUCUUUCCCAUGCUGUCCAGAGACGGAGAAGAAUCCGUCUUGAGACAGGCUCUCGAACUCACCCCGAGCUCCAAAAUCCUCUGGAGUACCGAUGGCCACUUCUACCCCGAGACAUAUUGGCUGGCCAACAAACAAUUCCGUGAGGCGCUCGAGAGACUGUUGACCGUCUACGUCGCGGCCAACGACAUGACCGUCGCCCAAGCCAUUGACCUCGCCGUCGACAUUCUCUUUUGGAACUCCAAUUCCUUGUACAAACUCGACGAAGAACGUCGCUUUCCCGAGUUGUUACACGCCUGUGGACGAGCCUCGGACGAAAGUCUGAGGACCCUCGUCAACGGCGGUUCAAAGACUCCUUCAUUCCGUUCCAAUGUCAGCACCGCCGUCACUGUCGCCGGUCCCUCUGAAUUAAGGCCCUCCGCCUCGCUGUUGCCCCUCCAAGGCACGUCUUCCACCUUGGCCCUCCGACCUGGCAUCAUCACUGGCCCCACAGCAUACUCGACCCAUACUCUCUCUGCCCAGUCCGUCUCCGUCUUCGAUGCCUUUAUGCAGGCCAAUCCCUCCCUCAAGUACGUCUGGCUUCAAUUUCUCGACUACACCGGCACGCUCCGGAAUCGGAUGGUGACCGUCCCUCAAUUCCGCAAACAACUCGCCGCCAACAACCAUUCCUACGUCACCACGGCUCUGACCAGGUUGUUGCAAGACGAUCAAGCCGCGACCGGUUGCUCGAGCACCGGUCAAUUCUUCCUACAGCCUGACUUGUCCACCUUGCGCCUCAACAAAGGCCUCUCCUCCCCAUCCGCCACCGUACAAACCUGGUGGCUGGCAGAUACGAAUCACCCUCCUGCCACAGAACCCUACGACCGAUGUCCGCGUUCCACCUUGCAGUACCAGGCCGACAUCCUGCGCGCCGACUUUUCCAUCAACAUUUUGAUGGGCUUCGAGAUCGAAGUUGUAUUCAUGCGCCCUGUCUACAAUGAGGAUGGCUCUGACUUUGUCGACUUUAAACCCUUGCAUUUGAACCAUUCGUGGACAAAUCUCUCUUUUCAACAACUCGAUGCUCUUCCCAUGGUCGAGGAGAUUGUCGAGAGUCUGGGUGAGCUCGACAUCCACCUCCCCGUCUUCCAUGCCGAAUCUGCUCCAGGACAGUGGGAAUUUGCCCUGCCUCCUGUUGAACCUGUCAAGGCCGUUGACGACCUCUUCAAGGCCAAAGAUGUCAUACGCAACAUCGCCAAGAAGCACGGUCUCAAAGCCACCCUCUACCCACGCCCCUUUGCCGCCACCUGUGGCAGUGCCUGUCACGCCCACUUCAGCAUCAACGGUCCACCGGAAACACUGUCACGCUUUGAAGACUCGUUCCUGGCUGGCGUCCUCGAACAUCUGCCCUCCAUUUUGGCAUUUACCCUCCCCAUAGAAGAAUCCUACGCCCGGAUUGGAGCCGGCAUCUGGGCUGGAGGCGAAUAUGUGUGCUGGGGGAGCCAGAACAAGGAGGUUCCGCUCCGGAAAUGCGGCCCAGGUCACUACGAGCUCAAGACCAUCGAUGGCAUCGGCAACUCGUAUCUCGGCAUGGCGGCCCUCCUCGCGGCGGGUAUUCAUGGCCUGCGCAGCGAGCUCCCGCUCGCCUACAAGGACUGCCUGGGCGAUCCCACGCAAAUGGGACCAGAGGCCAGAGCGGAAUUGGGCAUCACCACGAAACUGCCAGUCUCGCUCGAACUCAGUCUCAAGGCUCUUGAUAGGGACAAGGUGCUCCGGAGAGGGCUCGGCUAUGCCCUGGUCGACGACUACCUGGCCGUUGCUGAGAGUCUGGCGGAGAAAUUGAGAGAAUUUGGGGAUGAGAAGCGUAGAGUGUGGCUCAUGAGUCGAUACUAGCUACAUCCACCCUCCUGUUCCGCCGCUUCAUGCCAAUGCUGGUUCAUUCGCCAGGCGCAUUACGAUAUAUUCACUACUUAGAUAUAUGCAACGACAUUUGUCCUGUUGUCUUUUGUGUCCAUAACAUGGCAUUCUAGUCCGG